AUGGAGGGCUCGGAGAAGCUUCCAGUGGCCGGCGAGGCCCAAUACGAAACGGAAAGUUUUAUGACUGUCACCGGCGAAAAGACUCCAGGCGACGAAACACCCCGCGAUGCCAGCUCUAUCACCAAAGCUAAUGACUGGAGCAUGCUGUCCAAGCUCCAAGAGGAUAAUGACCGCAACCUGGCCGCCGGGUUUAAGAAGCAGGAGCUCGGUGUCACUUGGCAAGAUCUAUCCGUGCAGGUUAUCAGUUCGGAGGCUGCUGUCAAUGAGACCGUUCUCUCCCAAUUUAACAUUCCUACCAAGGUCAAAGAAAGUCGACAAAAGCCUCCUCUUCGGACGAUCCUCAACAAGAGUCAUGGCUGCGUGAAGCCUGGUGAGAUGCUGCUGGUGCUGGGCCGCCCCGGUGCUGGCUGUACUACCCUGUUGAAGAUGCUUGCGAACAGACGUGGAGGAUACAAGUCGGUGGACGGUGAUGUUCGAUUUGGCUCGAUGAAGCCUAAAGAGGCAGAAGCCUACCGGGGUCAAAUCGUCAUGAACACCGAGGAGGAGAUCUUCUUCCCAACUUUGACGGUUGGCCAAACUAUGGAUUUCGCUACCCGCCUCAAAGUCCCCUUCCAUCUACCUGACGGCAUGAGCGCCGUUGAGUACCAACAAGCCUCCAAGAAGUUCCUACUCGAAUCAGUGGGAAUCUCACACACCGAGAACACCAAGGUCGGCAACGAGUACGUUCGUGGAGUGAGUGGCGGUGAACGCAAGCGUGUCUCCAUCAUCGAAACAAUGGCCACCCGAGGAUCCGUUUUCUGCUGGGAUCAAUCGACCAGAGGUCUCGACGCCUCUACUGCCCUGGAAUGGACCAAAGCUAUCCGGGCUAUGACCGACACUCUCAACCUAGCCACCGUUGUCACCCUCUAUCAAGCCGGUAACGGAAUUUACGAUCUUUUCGACAAGGUCCUUGUUCUCGACGAAGGCGAGCAAAUCUAUUACGGACCCAGAGAGGAGGCCAGACCAUUCAUGGAGCAAGCAGGUUUUCAUUGUCUUGAGGGCUCCAACGUUGCAGACUAUCUCACUGGUGUCACUGUUCCUACCGAGCGAAAAAUCCGAGACGGUUUCGAGAGUCGAUUCCCGCGCAACGCUGAAGCUCUCAGAAGCGAAUACGAGAAGUCUCCGAUUCAUGCUCGAAUGGCCACAGAAUACUCCUACCCUGACUCCGAGCUCGCGCGUGAGCGUACCGAGGAGUUCAAACAGGGUGUCACUUACGAGACCAACAAGCACCUGCCAAAGAACAGCCCCUUCACUGUCGGGUUCGUCGAUCAAGUCAAGAUCUGCAUUCACCGUCAAUAUCAGAUCCUCUGGGGUGAUAAAGCUACAUUCUUCAUCAAACAGGCGGCCACAUUGGCUCAAGCCUUGAUUGCUGGUUCUCUGUUUUACAGUGCGCCGGACAACUCUGGCGGUCUCUUUGUCAAAUCCGGUGCCCUCUUCUUCUCCCUUCUUUACCAAUGCUUGCUGGCCAUGAGUGAAGUUACCGAAUCCUUCUCUGGCAGACCAGUUCUCGUCAAACAGAAGGGAUUCGCUUACUUCCAUCCUGCCGCAUUCUGUCUCGCCCAAAUCGCUGCGGAUAUUCCGGUCUUGCUUGUCCAGAUCUCCAUCUUCGGUCUUAUCGUCUACUUCAUGGUCGGACUCACUAUGUCCGCUUCGGCAUUCUUCUCUUACUGGAUCAUCAUCUUUACAACCACAAUGGCUAUGACCGCGCUAUUCCGUGCUAUCGGUGCUGUCUUUUCGACUUUCGAUGGUGCGUCUAAAGUGUCGGGUCUGAUGAUCAUGUGCACUGUUUUGUACAGUGGUUAUAUGAUUCCCAAGCCCGCCAUGCACCCUUGGCUCGGCUGGAUCUUCUGGAUUGAUCCGAUCUCUUAUGGAUUCGAGGCCUUGCUUAGUAUCGAGUUCCACGGCAAAGACGUCAUCCCUUGCGUUGGCAAUAACUUGAUCCCCACAGGUCCUGGCUAUGAGAACGUCGCGGCUCACCAAUCAUGCGCUGGUGUGAAGGGUGCCAUCCAAGGCCAAAACUUCGUCACUGGUGACAACUACUUGUCCGCGCUCUCAUACAGCCACUCCCACGUCUGGCGCAAUCUUGGUAUCAACUGGGCUUGGUGGGCGUUGUUCGUCUUCCUUACUAUCAUCGCUACUACCAGAUGGAAGUCUCCCUCUGAAACCGGCAACACUCUGGUUAUUCCCCGUGAAUAUCUACACAAGCACACUCAAAAGAGAACACACGAUGAAGAAGGUCAGGCCACUGAUAAGAAGGUCUCCGAGGGCAAGAGCGAGGAGCCUCAAAGCCUCGACAACCAGCUUGUUCGCAACACCUCUGUCUUCACGUGGAAGGAUCUCUCAUACACAGUCUCUACCCCCACCGGUGAUCGAUUGCUGCUCGACAAUGUGCAUGGAUGGGUGAAGCCCGGUAUGCUCGGUGCCCUGAUGGGUUCAUCUGGUGCCGGUAAAACCACUCUUCUCGAUGUUCUCGCCCAACGCAAAACCGAAGGAAGCAUCAAUGGUUCUAUCAUGGUUGACGGUCGCCCACUGCCUGUCUCCUUCCAACGCUCCGCCGGUUAUGUCGAACAACUCGACAUUCACGAACGCAUGGCGACUGUCCGCGAGUCUCUCGAAUUCUCUGCUUUGCUUCGUCAACCUGCCACCACCCCCCGCGCCGAGAAGCUUGCUUACGUCGACGUCAUCAUUGACCUCCUGGAACUCCAUGAUCUGGCCGAUACCAUGAUUGGAAGCGUCGGAGCCGGAUUGAGUGUCGAACAGCGAAAGCGUGUCACUAUCGGAGUCGAGCUCGUUUCCAAGCCCAGUAUCCUGAUUUUCCUCGAUGAGCCUACCAGUGGUCUGGAUGGCCAGAGUGCGUACAACACCGUUCGAUUCUUGCGCCGACUUGCAGAUGCAGGCCAGGCCGUCCUGGUCACUGUUCACCAGCCGUCCGCGCAACUGUUUGCCGAAUUCGAUCAGCUUCUUCUUCUGGCCAAGGGCGGAAAGACCGUCUACUUUGGACCCAUUGGAGAGAACUCCAAGAGUAUCAAGGGUUACUUCUCCCGCUACGGCGCGCCAUGCCCUGCUGAAACUAACCCUGCCGAACACAUGAUUGAUGUCGUGUCUGGCCAAUUGAGCCAGGGCAGAGAUUGGAAUGAGGUUUGGUUGCAGUCACCCGAGCACACCUCUAUGCGCAAGGAGCUUGACGAAAUCAUUGAAACUGCCGCCGCAAAGCCUGAAGCUACUUUCGACGAUGGUCGUGAGUUUGCCUGCACUCUGUGGGAGCAGGUCGUGCUUGUUUUGAAGCGUACUUCUACCGCCCUGUACCGAAACUCGGAUUACAUUAACAACAAAUUCGCCCUUCACAUUUCAUCUGGCCUAUUCGUCGGUUUCAGUUUCUGGAUGAUUGGCGAGUCGGUCGCCGAUCUUCAAAGUGUUCUCUUCUUCAUUUUCAAUGCUAUCUUCGUUGCCCCCGGUGUGAUUGCCCAGCUUCAGCCGACUUUCCUUGAGCGCCGAGACUUGUUCGAAGCUCGCGAGAAGAAGGCAAAGAUGUAUUCUUGGAAAGCAUUCACGAUUGCUUUGAUUGUCUCCGAGUUCCCUUACCUUGUUGUCUGCGCUGCCCUCUUCUUCAACUGCUGGUACUGGACCGCCGGUAUGGCUGUCGAUUCAAGCAAGAGUGGCAGCAUGUUCUUCGUCUUCUUCCUCUACGAGUUCCUCUACACUGGAAUUGGUCAAUUCGUCGCUGCGUAUGCCCCCAACGCAAACAUGGCCGCCAUGAUCAACCCUUUGAUUCUGGGUACAAUGAUCUCCUUCUGCGGUGUCUUGGUUCCCUACGCACAGAUCGUCAGCUUCUGGCGCUACUGGAUCUACUGGCUCAACCCCUUCAACUACCUCAUGGGCAGCAUGCUGGUAUUCGGACUAUUCGACCGCAACGUCCAAUGCACAGACCAGGAAUACGCCUUGUUCAGCCCGCCCAACGGAUCUACUUGCAUUGAAUAUCUCGGCGAUUACAUGCAGACCAUCGGUACCCGCAUGAACCUCGUCAACCCAGAGGCAACCUCCGACUGUCGUGUGUGUCAAUACACUCGCGGAUCGGACUACCUCGUCACUGUCAACCUCAAGGACUAUUACUAUGGUUGGAGAGACACUGGCAUUGUCGCUCUCUUCGUCAUCAGCUCUUAUGGAUUAGUCUUCGCUCUCAUGAAGCUGAGGACCAAGGCCUCCAAGAAGGCUGAGUGA
Molecule: messenger RNA, 4257 nt
Organism: Penicillium brevicompactum
Lineage: Eukaryota; Fungi; Ascomycota; Eurotiomycetes; Eurotiales; Aspergillaceae
Product: putative ABC multidrug transporter
Exons: 4
Coding region: 1-4257 (1418 amino acids)
Biological process (GO): transmembrane transport
Cellular component (GO): membrane
Molecular function (GO): ATP hydrolysis activity; ABC-type transporter activity; ATP binding
Source: RefSeq, a predicted model, not a curated record